Molecule: messenger RNA, 1961 nt
Organism: Mytilus trossulus (common blue mussel)
Lineage: Eukaryota; Metazoa; Mollusca; Bivalvia; Mytilida; Mytilidae
Product: heat shock 70 kDa protein 12A-like
Exons: 6
Coding region: 81-1823 (580 amino acids)
Molecular function (GO): ATP-dependent protein folding chaperone; ATP binding
Source: RefSeq, a predicted model, not a curated record
UUUAUGACACAAAAGAAAUACUGCAAAUAGAGUCAACUUCUGACGAUAAAAAUGACAACGGAGGAAACAAAAAAAAAACAAUGAACGAAACAGUUUGUGACGAAGUUAUGGCAAAACCAGAAAAGAAUAUUGCAUCACUAUUUCAGUCACCACAAAAGUCGUUUGUUGCCGUAGCAGCGAUUGAUUUUGGAACUACAUAUUCUGGCUGUGCCUUUUCUACAGUACAAGAUUUCAAAACAGACAAAUUGAGGAUAGUAACCAUUCCACUGGAUGAUAAAAAUGUAUUUUCAUACAAAACCCCUACAGUAUUACUAUUGAAUCCUGAGGGGCAAUUUCAUUCAUUUGGGGCAGCGGCAGAAGAUCAUUAUGUAACGUUAGCCGAAAGUGACGAGGCUAAUAGUUGGUACUACUUCGAUCGCUUCAAAAUGCAGCUGUAUAGUGCAAAGGAUAUAAAUCGAAACAUGAUGCUUAAGGAAAUGGGAGGUAAAAAAAUGGAAGCAAUGUUGGUUUUUGCAUUAUGCAUAGAAUACAUUAAAGACAAGGUGUUAGAUAGAUUGCGCCUAGCAAUAAAUGGUCUACAGGACGAUGAUGUACGUUGGGUUUUGACUGUACCCGCUAUUUGGAGUGAUCAAGCUAGACAAUUUAUGAUAAAAGCUGCUGCAAAGGCAGGUAUUAGUAAAGAGAAUUUGAAGUUGGCAUUAGAACCAGAAGGUGCUGCUAUGUUUUGUAAAUAUCUUGCGGUGGACAAAGUGGAACAUGGAGAUCGAUCAGCUCUGAAGGCCUUUGAAGAGAAAGCACAAUUUAUGGUAGUUGAUUUAGGUGGUGGCACAAUUGACAUUACAGUAUCUGAAGUACUCCCUACUGGACAACUGAAAGAAAUCUACAACGCCACAGGAGGUCCCUGGGGAGGAAACUAUAUUAAUGGCCAGAUAAUAAAAACCCUGAAAGAAGUUAUUGGAUGGGAGAUAAUCAGAACCUUCAAAUUAGAGGAAUUCUACGAAUACCUUGAAUUACUAAGAAAUGUGGAACAAAGAAAACGUGGCGCGAAGCACGACUCCGAAUUGUCAUUGGCGAUAUCAAAAGAUCUUUCAAAGAAAAUUAAGAUUCCCAAUUCACACAAACAGAGCGUACGAUUAUCAGGGAGAAGUAUUCAUCUCUCGGCACUAUUAAUGCAGAAAAUCUUUUCCUCAUCUGUUAAUACGAUGACUAAACAUGUAGAAGGGCUUCUUCAGAAGAAAGAAACACGCGGAGUGUCAUCCAUUCUGUUGGUAGGAGGAUAUGCAGCUUCUGAUUUUGUCCAACGUGCCUUUAGAGAGAAGUUUGAGCAGAAGUAUAAGAUUAUAUUCCCGUUGACGCCAGAUAUGAUAGUUUUGAAAGGCGCUGUUAUCUUGGGUCAUCUCGGAGAAGCAAUCGUAGACAGGAUGACAAAAUAUCAUUAUGGAUUAGGGCUUUGUGCAGCAGCUGUCUCCGGUCGUAUAAUAUCAGUAGAAGAAGAUACGACAAAAACGUUUUUCUCGUUAAUCAAGAAAGGUCAAACGAUUAAAGUUGGCGAUGUAGUUACGAAUUACGAAGUUGCUAUUAAAGCGCAUUCCCAAUGGGCAAGUAUUGAAGUCUAUACAACUGACGAAGACGUGCCAAGGACAAACAUUGAUGAGGAACACUUCACCAAAGUAGGAAACAUUAACGUUACACUUCCACAAUUCAAACACGAAAGCAUCCUUAUCCUCACUAUAACUUAUUGCGAGACAGAAUUUAAAGUGAUAGCAACAGAUAAAACUACAGGUAGAUGUUUCGUUGGUAUUUGCAAGUUCCUAGGAAAAUAAAGUACCGAAAUCUGAAAACUCAUAACAGUUUCUUAAUGUGUGAAAGAUAUAAUUCUUAUAUAAGUUUAAUUUUUAACUUUUAUUCAGCUUAAAGCUAUAUUUAAUCAACAGUGUGUAAUAUUUUUUUAUGGUGAAAGA